This is a messenger RNA of Aaosphaeria arxii CBS 175.79, 951 nucleotides long. RefSeq lists its product as uncharacterized. Bases 1 to 951 code for a protein of 316 amino acids. Lineage: Eukaryota; Fungi; Ascomycota; Dothideomycetes; Pleosporales. The transcript is spliced from 5 exons. The record is from RefSeq and is a predicted model, not a curated record.
AUGUCAAUAACAUUCGGCUCUUUCGGCGACAUUGUAGCUGCCGUACAAGUCGGUUACAAAUUCGUCCAGGUUCUGGACUCCCAGAAAGGUGCAAAAACAGAGUUCAAUGAACUUCUCGUAGAGCUAAGGCUGUUCUCGGGUUUGCUUGACCUUCUCGUGAAGCAGUGGCCGACUCGCCGUGAAUGCCCUGCUCUUAAAGAGCUCUAUGAUGUACUAGUUCCAGCAGUUCGUGAGGUCAAAGGCGAGAUCAAUACAUGUCUAGAAGGCAUGAUCAACAAGUAUGGGAGAUCUAUGUUUGCCCCAGACAACGAGAGAAGGGGUGCCAAAGACAUAGCAAAGAUGUUUCAAUGGCACGUUCUUGAUAGGAACAGUGCCACAAGGCUCUCGGAGAAAGUAAAGACGUGCCGGGGCGUCAUUCAAGUAAUCCAGGGACAAGCCAACUUGAUUGUGGAAGAGCACGACAGCACUGUCCUGGCUGAGAACCUGACUGCACUCAAGAAAGCAGAGAGUGAUGCCGCACGCAUACUGGACGAAAGGCUUUGCACCCUGGAGCAUAAAGUCGAGAACCAGUACGGCUAUCUAACUUCAAUAUUCAGGAUCGUCGACCGACUCGGUGCAGUAAUCCCCUAUGCGGAGAAUUCGGUCUUACUAGAGGAUGCACUCGGUUAUACGGUUCAAUUUCCACUUGACUGGGUUGAUUCAAUUGAACAUUCUCUCCGACAGGCUCAGGAGUCGCCAUGGUCAAAUGUUGUCAGAAAAUCUAACUUUUGCUUUGCUCUGCGAACAGCAGCCGGGCCACUUUUUAGACGAGACCCAAGACUUUUCGUUGGCUGUCCGUCCUGGGCAGAGACUUAUGAUGUGUAUGGUGCACAAUGUAGCGAGCCACACGUUCGUGAUGCAUAUCUGUCCAGCUUGCCUAGCCAGUUACUUCUGUUUCGAUUACCCAAAUGA